Molecule: messenger RNA, 363 nt
Organism: Guillardia theta CCMP2712
Lineage: Eukaryota; Cryptophyceae; Pyrenomonadales; Geminigeraceae
Exons: 4
Coding region: 1-363 (120 amino acids)
Source: RefSeq, a predicted model, not a curated record
AUGGCGGUUCAGGAGUCACUCGUGCGAGCUGGUGAUCUUGUUAUCAUUAUGGCCGCUGAAACACUCCCGCAGCCUUGGGAGAUCGUCUUCCUCGUCGUGUUCUGGGGAUCAUUUACAUGGUACAUGAGCCAGUGGGACGGGGAGCUAGUCAACAAGACGUUCUUCUGGCAGUUCGUCUCGCUCUUCUUCUGGUGUUACAAUCACUUAGGUACGCCCCUUGUUGAGUUCGGGGCUCACGUCUGCGGUGACUUGCGCCUGCUGCCGGCAGCUUCCUUCUUCGGGCUGCUGAUGGCUAUUGGAGGGCUGUACACAGCAGGGGGGCAGCUGAUGGGGGGGAUGGGGAGCUCGAAGAAGAGGAGAUAG